GGGUUUCUCUUUGGUGGCGCGGCAGGCAUCGUUCGUGGAGCUCCUGGUUUUCUAUUCGCAACUGCAUCCGCGAUUCAGACGUUCGCAAUUGGAUCUACAUUCACUGGGGUCCGACUGGGCAUCAUCCAUGCAUGGACAACAGAGAGUCGAUCGACCACACCAUUGGAUCGUACCAAGGCAAGCGCGAUCGCCGGAGGGUUCACGGGAGGUCUGAUCGGCUUCAUCACGCGCGGUCGAAGCAAUGCCAUCCCAGGUGCGAUCAUGUUCACGCUGUUUGGAGCCGGAGGUCAACAUGUCUACAAUAAGCGGACCGCUGCACCGUCCGCAGAGCCGAAGAAGAAUUUCUGGAGACGGAUGAGCGACAAAAGCUGGACUCCGUUCAAGGUUUUGACCAAUGAGGAGUAUGCAGAGAUGUUGAAGGAGAAGAUGCUCAAGUUGGAUGUCGAGAUUGCCAUUAUUGAUGAUAAGAUUGCUGGCUUGAAAGAGCAGCAGAGGGAUGAGAAGCAGGUACCUACCUCGCAACCUUCCGAGGACAAAGACCGGUCGAAUUCGUCGGACUGA
Molecule: messenger RNA, 561 nt
Organism: Zymoseptoria tritici IPO323
Lineage: Eukaryota; Fungi; Ascomycota; Dothideomycetes; Mycosphaerellales; Mycosphaerellaceae
Exons: 1
Source: RefSeq, a predicted model, not a curated record